AUGUCUACUACAAACAUCACACCAGCAGAAUUAAUUAUUCAUUCGUGUUUAUGGGAUAGUUGCUGCGAAAUCUUUACAUCAUUGCCCGAACUAACAACACACAUUGCUUCGUUUCAUUUAAUGACAUUAUCAGAUAAUUUGACAUCAUUUAAUUGUAAAUGGAAUUCCUGUCGUCAUUAUAGUUUUCAAUCUAAAUAUUCAUUAACACAACAUAUUCGACAUGCGCAUCUUUUACCUAUCAUUAAUAACCAAAUGGAUUACCUUCCAACUCAAGAAACGGUGCAAGGUGUAUCUCCAUAUCAUGCAUUUGAGCAAACAAAUAAUUACCCUCAAAAAUUUUCCCAGUUUUACCAAUCGUAUAGCAAUUUGAUCCGUCAAGUGAAUAUGCAUAAUAUGCAAAAUCAUCUACAAUCACCUCAUACCUAUCAAAUUCAUAAACCUCCACAAUUCGUUCAGAAUAUUCAAAUUCCUCAAACCCCAUCACGAUCUCCAGCACAAGCGAUUGACUAUGAUGGAUUCAUGCGAAUGAAUCCUGGAUGGAUUUCCAUUAAUAAUAUGAUAUCGGGAACAGUAAAUUCUGGGAUAUCGACUGAACAACUCUCUCCAUAUCAAGCCCGAAUUUUGCUACAAUCACAACCAUCGCAAUUUUCACAACUCUUCAAUUCACCUGUACAGGCCCAGAGCUUAUCGUCAUCUUCAAUAGGAAGGCUACAAAAUCAAAUGCCACAACAAUUUAAUGUGAUUGCACCAUCUCAAAUUGUUAAAAAUGAUUCGAUUCAAGAAAAAGGUGGUUCGCCCGCACACAUUCUUUCAUCUCAAAAGGCUUCAACAUCAUCAACUCAAAAUCUUCAAGAUCAAAUUAACAAUUCUGAUUUGAGGGAUGAGGUAGAAACACUCCGAAAGCUCAUAAAGGAACGAACAAAAGAACUUGAAGACAAAUCUCAAGCACUUGAUAAAAGAAAUGAGGAUAUGAAAAAGAUGUCAGAUGAGAUUAAAGAGAAAUCGAAAGAGAUUAUAAAAUUGAAAAGUAUAGUAUCUCUUAAAGAUAGUGAGAUAAGUAUUAUCAAAGGGGAUCUUGAACUUCAAACGAGCAUAUCGAAAUUGUUAAAAGAGCAAAAUCGAAGGUCCGAUGAUAAAUUGAGAAGAAUGUGGGUAGAGAUGUUAUGUAGGAAAGCAGACAUGGGAAUUUCGAAUGAUCGUAAAAAUUAUGAGGGGAAUAAGCAGUCAAGGAAAAGGGCUAAAAAAAAUGAUGAUGAUGAUAAAGUGGAGACAGAAAUACAUCCUAUGGAAAUUCCCGCUCCACAUCAUGAUAAGAUCUCAAUAAUAACUAACGCAUUAAUGUGCGAUUGGGAAGGUUGUGGAAAACCAUUUAGAACAAAAUUAGCACUUAGAGCUCAUGUCAUAUCUUCGCAUAUGGGUGAAGAUAUUGUGAAAGUUAAGCUAAUAAACCCCUAA
Funneliformis mosseae is the source of this 1455-nucleotide messenger RNA. The record is from the annotation of a GenBank genome assembly. NCBI's taxonomy places the organism in Eukaryota, Fungi, Glomeromycota, Glomeromycetes, Glomerales, Glomeraceae.